Sander lucioperca (pikeperch) is the source of this 4628-nucleotide messenger RNA. It is a transcript of the gene grin3bb, whose product is annotated as glutamate receptor, ionotropic, N-methyl-D-aspartate 3Bb. The record is from RefSeq and is a predicted model, not a curated record. NCBI's taxonomy places the organism in Eukaryota, Metazoa, Chordata, Actinopteri, Perciformes, Percidae. The coding region runs from base 62 to 3691 and encodes 1209 amino acids. Gene Ontology annotation, cellular component: postsynaptic membrane; plasma membrane. Gene Ontology annotation, molecular function: NMDA glutamate receptor activity; transmitter-gated monoatomic ion channel activity involved in regulation of postsynaptic membrane potential. Gene Ontology annotation, biological process: ionotropic glutamate receptor signaling pathway; modulation of chemical synaptic transmission; monoatomic ion transport. The transcript is spliced from 11 exons.
UUUCGGCAGAUCAUCAGGGUUUUCCAGAGGAGCAGCAGAGCGAUGCAGAGCGCGUGGCAGGAUGUCUCUCUCCUCCUCCUCCUCCCUGUGCACCUCCCAGCUGUCUCUCCUCUCCGUCCUCCCCCUCUUCCUCCCCCUCCUCAUCUCCCUCGUGCCUCCUUGCCUCCUCCACCCGCAGCCGUGUCUCCUCCUGGCUCAGAUCGGACACUCGGUGAGGGUUGGUGCUCUGCUGCCGGCUCAGCGGGCGGCGAGCAUGCACGUGCAGGCGGCUCUGAGCCGCGCGAUGAAAGAGCCGGAGAAGUUCCUGCCCUACAACCUGAGUCUGCAGCUGGUGACCCUGCAGCCAGCCGCCGCCGACCCGGAGUCUGUGCUGCGCUGCGUGUGCCAGGGCGCCGCCACGGUGGCAGCCAUGCUCGCCUUCCCGCAGAGCCGCGAGGAGCUGCUGCACGUGGACCUCAUGGCUGCCUUCCUACAGAUCCCGUUCAUCAGCGUCCUGGAGACCGGGGAGACACUCAUCACACAGAACCGGUUCCACCUGCAGAUGGCGAUGGGCGUCCCAGAUUCGGCCCUGUCGGCGCUGCUGCUGGCAGUGUUGCGGCGUUCUGGUUGGCUGGAGGGAACCGUGGUUCUGUGCCGGGGCUGGGAGGAGGCCAGCGGGCUGCUGAGGCGGCUAGACGGCGUCGGUGACAGCAGAGCAUCAUGGGACGGAGGCGGGCCCGGCUGGCGCGUUCGUGCCGUCCUGAACCUGACGCAGUCGGCGCACGACGACACGCAGAUCCACGACUUCCUGUUGCGCCACUUCGGGCAGAACCCGGCGGCCCCGGCGGCCGUGCUGCUGUUCGGCGCCGAGCCGCAGUGUGUGGCUGCGGUGCUGCGCGGCGCCCAGGACCUGGGCCUCACGCUACCCAUGAUGCACUGGGUGCUGGGCCAGCCACUGCGGCCCGACGCGCUGCACGCCAUCGGCCUGCCGCUCGGCCUGCUGGCCUACGGGGAGGUGGAGCGCAAGCCGCUGGACUUCUACGUCACAGACGCUCUGAUGCUCGUCAGCCGGGCAGUCAGUGCAGCGGCCGGCGUCAGACCGGACCUGGCGCUGAGCCAGAACACACUGCGCUGCCACGACACCCCGCCGCCCGGGGGGCACUUCCUGUCCAGGUUCCUGUCCAACACGUCGUUCUCCGGGCUGACUGGUCCGGUGCGAGUGCAUCCGAACCGCUUGGAGGUCGUGAACUCGCAGCAGUUCCACAUCUGGAGUCUGCGGCGGGACGCGCUGGGCCAGCCCAGCUGGGUAACGGUGGGCCGCUGGGCUGCCGGCCAGCUCAUCGUGGAGGAACAGGAAGUGUGGCGCGGACCCAAAACUCGGCAGCGCCCCGAGGGGCCGGCCAGGGAUACGCGGCGCCGCUGGAGGCCUGGCACGCCUGCGGCGGGGAGCUGGGUCCGCGUGGUGACGCUGGUGGAGCAUCCCUUCGUGUUCACGCGGGACGUGGAUGACGAGGGCCACUGCCCCGCUGGACAGUUCUGCCUGGACGCCGGCGCCAACAGCUCCGACGCUCUGGAGAGAUACUUCCGGGACGUGGCGGGUGGGAACAGCAGCUUCCUGCCCGCAGGGUUCAGCAAGUGUUGCUACGGUUACUGCGUGGACCUGCUGGAGAAGCUGGCGGAGGAUCUGGGCUUCCAGUUUGAGCUUUAUAUUGUGGGCGACGGGAAGUACGGCGCGUGGAAGGGCGGGCGCUGGACGGGGCUGGUGGGGGAUCUGCUGGGCGGGCUUGCAGACAUGGCCGCCGCCUCCUUCAGCAUCAACUCGGCACGCAGCCGCGUCAUCGACUUCACCUCGCCCUUCUUCUCCACCAGCCUGGGCAUCCUGGUGCGCAGCAAGGACACAGCGGCACCCAUCGGCGCCUUCAUGUGGCCGCUGCACUGGUCAAUGUGGGUGGGCAUCUUCGCCGCGCUGCACAUCACCGCGCUCUUCCUCACGCUGUACGAGUGGAAGAGUCCGUAUGGCAUGACGCCACACGGACGUAACCGCGUCCGUGUGUUCUCAUACUCGUCGGCGCUGAACCUGUGCUACGCCAUCCUGUUCGGACGCACCGUUGCCUCCAAGACGCCGAAGUGUUGGACGGGCCGGUUCCUGAUGAACCUGUGGGCCAUCUUCUGCUUGCUGGUGCUGUCGAGCUACACCGCCAACCUCGCCGCCGUUAUGGUAGGAGAGAAAACCUUCGAGGAAGUGUCGGGGAUCCACGACGCAAAGCUGCACCAUUCGUCGCGAGGUUUCCGUUUCGGAACAGUGAGGGAGAGCAGCGCCGAGGAUUACAUGAAGAAGAGUUUCCCAGAGAUGCACGAGUACAUGAGGCGCUUCAACGAGCCGACCACGCCGCAAGGAGUCGCCACGCUCAAGACAGAUCCUCCCCAGCUGGACGCCUUCAUCAUGGACAAAGCUCUGCUGGACUACGAGGUCUCCAUCGACGCCGACUGCAAACUGGCAACGGUCGGGAAACCGUUCGCCAUCGAGGGUUACGGUAUCGGUCUCCCCCAGAACUCUCCUCUGACGUCCAAUGUCUCGGAGUUCAUCAGCAGAUAUAAGUCGGAGGGUUUCAUGGAUCUGCUGCACGACAAGUGGUACAAAGUGGUUCCCUGUGGAAACCGCGUGUUCGCUGUCACCGAGACUCUCCAGAUGGGGAUCAGCCAUUUUUCGGGUCUGUUUGUGUUGCUGUGUGUGGGCGUGGCCGGAGCGCUGCUGACUCUCGCCGGAGAACACGCCUUCUACCAACUGGUCCUGCCACACAUCCGCCGCCGCCAGAACCUCAAGUACUGGCUGCACACGUCACAGAAGAUCCACCGUGCUCUGAACAUGACGUAUGAAGACGUGAAGAAGCAGCAAGCCGACAAAGACAAAAGCUGUAACCUGGAGAAGUCUCAGCCCCCCCUGGGCCCCCCCGCCCCGCCGGUCCCCGGAGCCUCGGCCAAAUGGAACAACGAGGCCAGCAAGGACGCCGCGGCCACUGCCGCCGCUAAGGAUGCCCGAGACUUCAAGAGAGUCCACUUCAACCUGGAGACCCUCAACACGCGCCGCCUGCUCGCUCGCAUCGCUACUUCUGAAGCCAAGGGAGGCGUGGCCAAACCUGAUUGGACGGGAGCAGCCACGCCCAGGGCGGGGGCAGCCAUGCCCAGGGCGGGGGCAGCCAUGCCCAGGGCGGGGGCUAACAUCAGACUGUGUGAGAACGGAGGACCGGGGACUUCUCUGGCCAGCCUGGUGCUCUCCCUUCCCUCCUCCUCCUCCUCCUCUGCUUCCUGCUCCGCCCGCCACAGUUUACCCAACACGUCUGUGGCUGGAGCCGCGCCCCCAGUGGCGGUGGAGCCCCCAGUGGCGAUGGAGCCGCCGCGGCCUGGCGAGCUGCAGGAGUUGCAGGAACAGAUCGAUGAGAUGAGGGACAAACUGAGGACGGCGUUAGCCAGGAGGGCCCACAUCCAGACUUCUCUGAACAAACCUGUUGCCACGGUGACAGACAACAUGACAACAGCAACUGGAGCCACCCUGCCCGCUGGCGCCCUGCCCGCUGGCGCCCUGCCUGCUGGCGCCCCGGUAACGCCUUUCCCUGCCAACAUGAAAAGCGUGACGACCAUGACGGACCCGCCUCACAAAGUCUUGUCCAAAGUCCGGCCCUUCCACAGCAGAACGACCAAUCAGAGGAGGUGAUGCUCACUGUACCUGGUGCCCAUUUUAAACUGUGAUCCCGAAUUCAAACCUGCAGAAUUCAGCGGCCAUUUUUUCUGCUCUGAGUGGCGACGUGAUAACACGUUUGAUUUCAUUUGGUUUUUGAAUGUAUUUAAAAUGUGUGUGAGUUCUGUGUGGCCCUGCUCAUCAACCUUUGCACACGGCGGCCAUUUUAAACUGCUGACAGGGGGGGGAAUGAAUCAGGGUUUUAUUUUGAAAUGCCAAAGUUAAACACAAGAAAGUGAGUAAGUCGUUAGAAGUCAGAAACAAACAUCAGAGUUUCUGAUCUGACAUUUGGCAGAAACAUGCGUCAUACAACCCAAUAACUACUUUAGACUGACAGCCCUAUAUCACCAAAACACGCCCACGUUAUCACUUUUUGACAUACUAUACUAUGACUUUUUCUAACUUUUUUCUAAAUAAGUCAGAUUCAUGUCCUGUUUGAAAGCCUCUGGUGAACGCCAACACUUGAUUUAACACUUUCAAUCAUGACUUUGAUAACAAUAACAAUGUUCUUAAAGAACACAAGGGCAUAUGUUAAUACAUUUGGUAAGUACACUGACACGUGUUAAUGAAGUUUCAGCCUAAUGAAAGAAUGUGACGGUUCUUCAGUUCACGUCAAACAGUUUAAAAUGGCCGCCACUGGUUUCAGGAACGUUUGUGAGUUUUGACAGUGCAAGAACAGGACUUCCUGUGAGGCUGAAUGCAGCAGAGUCACUACACGAUGUGAGUCGAGUGCAGAUGUGAGUUGCGCAUUCGUCACUUUGCGACAGCCCCACGCAGGUAGGCUAGCAGAUCUGUUUUGCUGUUAGUCACAGAAUAAUGAGAUAGGUACAUUACAUAGCAGUAAUUUAUUAUUUAGCGUAAGGCAUCACAUUUUCACAGCAUGAUCUCUGAUGUCAGGCUGAAGUAGCUUGCA